Aquila chrysaetos chrysaetos is the source of this 3643-nucleotide messenger RNA. Its product is annotated as meteorin-like protein. The coding region runs from base 1838 to 2641 and encodes 267 amino acids. Gene Ontology annotation, molecular function: hormone activity. The transcript has 4 exons. The record is from RefSeq and is a predicted model, not a curated record. NCBI's taxonomy places the organism in Eukaryota, Metazoa, Chordata, Aves, Accipitriformes, Accipitridae.
GAUAAGCUUGGUCAUUUUGAGAACAGAUUUGUAUUUUGUUGAACGCUGCAGCCAUGCUUCUGCCUGAGAUCCCUGCUGCAAAAUCCAAGCGUUUCAAACCUCAGAUACAUGGAAAAAAUUCUAGACAACACGGUAAUGUCAUUCAGAGCUAAAACUAAUUCUGUUUGGUAACUUACAAAGAUGUCUCAGCAGCUGCUUGCCCACUUCUGGUUCAUCCUUCUCCUCGAGGUAUUCACCCCUGGGGAAAAGCUGAGUUUGUAUGGCUUUGUAAGAGAUAUGUUCAAAAUGGUUUAAAAACCCCAGGCUUCAAUAGUAAGAUGAGAGAUCUAAAUCAUUCCUUCUCGCCAAUGUCAGUGAUUCGGCAUCUUAAAAUGGUUUGUGAUGCACACUCUUUAUUUAGUCUAAGGGGGAAAUAAGCCUACAACUUUCUUAUCUGUAAAGAGCAAUUUCUAAGUAAGAGUUUUAAUGGGAGAUGUUUUGGUGUUGUGUGGUGUUAAUAUAAACUGGAGGGAGGAGGGCUGCUGAGCACAAGUCAGCACAAUACACGCAGGGCUUUCCACAGACAGGGGAAGUGCUGCUGCUGGAGGGUGUUCAGAGAUCAAGUGGCUCAAUGCUUUCUCCUGAUGGCAGCAGAUGGGUUGGUUUGGGCUUUUGGAAGUGAAUAAAUCUUCCUAUGUGGCCACUUAAUCAUUGUGUCAGCUCCCUCCCCAAGUCCUCUCCUCUGUUCCCCGAUCUCAUUUGCACAAAAGAGAGAAUGGGCUCUGGCCUCUUAGCUCCUGUAUUAUGCCACAAUCAAACCUUUUAAAGACUAUUUCUGUGUUGUUUUCCAUUCAAGAUGGGGUCAGAGCAUAGGUAUUCAGCAGGUUUUUUCUUAGAUGUAAGACAAUAGUUUCACAGAGCUUUGAGGAUCACUGGCACUGAUGUUAAUACAAGAUCUAGGUUUAAUGCAUUUUUAAAUGUUUUUAGAACUGUUGGAGUGAACCGUGCAGAGCACCAACUUGAGCCAGACUUUAGCCUAAAGUUGUGCAAGAAGUCGCACCGCAGGUACGUGUGGGGAAGAACAGGGGAUCUUAGAACAGUGUAAGACUGAAAUUCUGUCUUUUGAUAAUAAAAGUAAAAAUGUAAAAUAUCUAGUGAAUGAAAAGUAAAGCGGUUGCGUGGAAGUCCAAAUAAGAUUCAGGGGGUCCAGUGUUAGGCACUUGAGGGCUCAAACUCUGAUUUCAGGGUAUCUCCUCUAGCAAAUACAUUUUCCUCUUAAGCAAAAGCCCUAAUCGCAGAAAUGUGACGGACAAACUCUGCUUCUCUUCCCUUGUGCAUCUGUAGGCAAUGUGAGAACACGCUGCUAACCACAAGGUAACAGAUGGCCGGAGAGUCGUGGUGACCGUGGGCGCUGUCGCUCUGAGGGGGAACAAUGCCCUGCGGAUCUUCGCCUGUGCCACCCAGCAGCGCCGAGGGCCAUUGUCCCCGGCCUGCUGCAAAAUCCCGAUUCCACGCUUAAGAGCUGCAGAAAAGAGCCCGGCUCUCUCAGACCUGCAAAAGAGCAGCUCCCCGUGUCGUUCAUUGAAAAUAUGGAAAGGGCAAUGCAUAUAGAAAUCUAAUUAUUGGCAGGCACAGCCCGGCUUUUAGCAUGAUAAUUGCAGGCCCUUGUGCUUUCUUGUGCGCGGACCCCUGAAAGGUACUCGGGAAAGCAGAAGUUAGAACUAUUGAAUUUCCAUCAAUCAUUCCAUGUUUGCUUUGAUUACGCUGACACGAUUUUUGUUGGUUCCUAAACUGCGAUGAGAAACUGUUAUUCAUCACGCUUAAAUCUUUUAAAGACCAAGGGGGGGCCGCCGGGCCCAUGCGAUGUAGGCAGCGCGGUUUGAGCUGGGAGCCCCGUUCCCGUGCGGUGGAGCAGGUCCAUCUGCGUUGCACCGAGGGCUCCCUGGAAUGGAUGUACCCAGCGCGAGCCCUGCGUGUCGUUCUGGAGCCCAACCUCUCCAGCGCCCGGCACACCACUGUCUGCAUCAAGCCUGCCAGUGACUUCCAGGGUGCCAGCAUCUACGUGGAACGUGCUGGGCAGCUGCACCUGGUGGUAAGCGAGGCAGAAGGGGCUCGACCCCACCACGUGUCUUGCUUCAGCGCCCACACGCCGCAACGAGUGGCCCUCUUCCUGCAGGCCAGCCCGCAGAGGGACAUCAGCCGCCGGGCGGCCAGCUUCCAGUAUGAGCUGCUGACCAACCAGGGUGCUGCUGGCCCCGAAUUCAAAAAGAUGGCACUGGUCGAAGCUAUGUGCCGUCCUUGUGACAACAUGGAACUUCUUAUGGCCAUUUGCAGCAGUGAUUUUGUGGUGAAAGGAUCUAUCCGAAAUGUUUCCCACGAUUCAGAGAACCACAUGUCACAGGUUGAUGUCAGCGUCCAGAAAGUCUACAGGCAGAAAAACAGAAUUUUCCAGCAGGACGAAGCAAGUGGUGAAUGGCGAGGCCCUAUACGAACCCUGCUGCAAUGCAAGGUGAAGAAGGGAGGUGGAGAUUUCCUUUUCACUGGAAAUGAACAUUUUGGCGAAGCUUGGUUGGGCUGUGCUCCUCGGUUUAAAGAUUUCAUGUCCAUUUACCGGGCUGCCAGAGAAAGAGGAGCCAACCCAUGUGAGUUUCAGCUCGACUGACAGGAGUGACACUGGAGUUGAGAGUUGAAAAACUUCAGCACAGUUUUUGGAUACAGAGUCUGAAGUAGGGUUAAAACCAAGGACUAAAGCUAACAAUUUCACCAAAACUGGAGCCUGGAGAAUUUCCUGAAGAUAAUGGCUCUGUGAGCCCUGAAAACUCUGACUUUUAAUCCACAUUUGCAUUAGCUGCAUUAAUUUCUCCUUCACAUCUUCUUUGCCUCACAAAAUAACUCUGAAUUUUGAAAGGGUUGUCUUUUUUGUGGUUAGAAAGCAGCUUGUGGUCAGUAUUACAAAAUUCUCUCUAAUGUCUUUUGCUCCAUGUACCUACUAUGUGCUUCUUGUCUAGGUUUUUUUCUCUCUUCCCCCAUCUCUACUUGAUUUCCCUUCCAAAUGGCUCCUUUGGUUUUUGUUUGGUUGGUUUUGGGGUUUUUUAAAUGAAUGCUAACUAUAGUCUUAGCCAUAGUUACUAAACUUUCAGGCAAUUGACAGGUUUGCCAGGUUUUUUGCCUUCUGCAUGUUAGCAGAGAGAUUAACUAACCCUCUGGGGCAAAAUCACAGCUGAUACAAUUCUGCAGCACUCUGUUGAUUUCUGCACAGUUGACGGCCUCUGAUUUUGUGCCCGUGCAAACAGGCCAAUGAGGGAUAUACUGCACUUUAGCUAAUAUGAACACUAACGCUGUAUCACUACCAGAUGAGAAAAGGUGUUUGGGAAAUGCAUUGAAAUGAUCAAAAGUUCUAGUUGUAGCAUUGUCUGUGUGAGAGUGUAAUAUUUGGUAUUUGUAGUACUGGGCCCACAACUAGCUUUAGUUAUUGUUUAGUACACAACAGGAAAGACCGAAGUGAACUGGCCGUUGUAAAGUAUUGGAGAAUGUACAGGGAUAUCUGAGUACUUGGGUUUUGAGAGCUGGAGAUCAAUGCUGUAUUUGAGAUUUUAAAUGGAAUACUCGUCUUUGGUUGUUAUUUGCACUGUAACUAUGAGAUAAAAUAUGUUCUGUUAGUAUA